This is a messenger RNA of Spirometra erinaceieuropaei, 1374 nucleotides long. Lineage: Eukaryota; Metazoa; Platyhelminthes; Cestoda; Diphyllobothriidea; Diphyllobothriidae. The record is from the annotation of a GenBank genome assembly.
AUGUUAUUGCGAUGGGCCGAGCAUUUCCGAGGCGUCCUCAACCGCCCUUCCGCCAUCUCCGACGCCGCCAUCGAGCGUCUACCGCAAGUGGAGACCAACGCGGACCUAGACCUCCCGCCAUCUCUCCAGGAAACCAUCAGGGCCGUGCAGCAGCUCUCUAGCGGGAAAGCGCCCGGAUCGGACGCGAUCCCUGCUGAGGUCUACAAGCACGGAGGUCCCCAACUCAUGGAUCACCUGACUGCGCUUUUCCAGGAGACGUGGCGUUAAGGCGAAGUCCCGCAAGACUUCAAAGACGCAACAAUCGUGCACCUAUACAAGCGAAAACGGAAUCGCCAAGUCUGCGAAAAUCACCGUGGCAUCUCCUUGCUAAACAUCGCCGGGAAGAUCUUCGCUCGCAUCCUUCUCAACCGCCUCAAUAAACAUCUCGAACAGGGUCUACUGCCAGAAAGCCAGUGCGGCAUCCGUCGUCAUCGUGGGACCACGAAUAUGAUCAUCGCCGCCCGCCAACUUCAGGAAAAGUGUCAGGAGAUGCGGACACACCUGUACCCUACCUUCGUGGACCUGACGAAAGCCUUUGACACGGUGAAUCGUGAAGGACUGUGGAAGAUCAUGCAGAUAUUCGGCUGUCCGAAGCGAUUCACUCAGAUGGUGCGUCAGCCGCACGACGGUAUGAUGGCGCGAGUCACUGACAACGGAGCUGUCUCAGAGGCAUUCGCAGUGACUAACGGAGUGAAGCAGGGAUGCGUGCUGGCACCAACCCACUGCAGUCUUAUGUUCUCUGCCAUGCUGAUGGACGCCUACCGCGACGAACGCCCCGGGAUCCGCAUCGACUACAGGACGGACGGUCACCUGCUGAAUCAACGGCGGAUGCACUUCCAAUCACGCGUAACCACGACCACCGUUCACGAACUCCUCUUCGCCGACGACUGCGCCCUGAACAACACCUCCGAAGUGGAGAUGCAACGGAGCAUGGGCUUGUUCUCCGCCGCCUGCGAGAACUUCGGUCUGGUCAUUAACACGCAGAAGACGGUGGUGAUGCACCAACCUCCGCCCAACACAGCCACAGCCUCCAGUGCGCCGCCGCAAAUAAGCGUGAACGGAACCCAAAUGCAAGUGGUGGAGAACUUCCCUUACCUGGGCAGUACUCUCUCCAGCAACACCAAGAUUGAUGACGAAGUAGACAACAGGAUCUCUAAAACCAGCCAAGCCUUCGGUCGUCUCCAAAGCACAGUUUUGAAUCGUCACGGUCUUCAACGGAACACGAAGCUGAAGAUUUACAAGGCCGUCAUCCUGCCGAUGCUACUGUACGGAGCAGAGUCCUGGACGGUGUACACGAGGCAGGCACGCCGUCUGAACCAAUUCCACCUCAGCUGA